This is a messenger RNA of Cheilinus undulatus (humphead wrasse), 10473 nucleotides long. RefSeq names its product adrenoceptor beta 2, surface a (gene adrb2a). The coding region runs from base 153 to 1409 and encodes 418 amino acids. Gene Ontology annotation, molecular function: beta2-adrenergic receptor activity; norepinephrine binding. The transcript has 2 exons. The record is from RefSeq and is a predicted model, not a curated record. Gene Ontology annotation, cellular component: membrane. Lineage: Eukaryota; Metazoa; Chordata; Actinopteri; Labriformes; Labridae. Gene Ontology annotation, biological process: negative regulation of smooth muscle contraction; adenylate cyclase-activating adrenergic receptor signaling pathway; norepinephrine-epinephrine-mediated vasodilation involved in regulation of systemic arterial blood pressure.
CUCAACUGAGGGACUGAGUGAGUGAGUGAGACACAUGGUGAUCAAGAGACACGGCGAGCAGACAGAAGGGCAUGUGACGGUGAAUACUUUGUAGGAAGUAGGUGAAAAGUGACAAUUCUACGUUGUAUGGGAGGCUACAACAACCUGUGGAGAUGGGAAGUACAAUCCCCCCAGGAAACCUCAAUGUGAGUGCAGGGAUGAUCAACUCCUCCUCAGAAGGAGCCACGAGCAAGGAGGGCUACAGUGAGGCAACAAUGAUCCUGCUGGGCAUGGUUAUGUCUUUGCUGGUUUUGUGCAUCGUCUUUGGAAACAUCCUGGUCAUCACAGCGAUCGCACGUUUCCAACGUCUUCAAAAUGUCACCAAUUGCUUCAUCACCUCCCUGGCCUGCGCUGACCUGGUCAUGGGUCUCAUUGUGAUUCCUUUCGGUGCCUGUUAUAUCAUCUUUAAGACCUGGCACUUCGGCAGUUUCUGGUGUGAGUUCUGGACUGCGACUGAUGUGCUCUGUGUGACAGCGAGCAUCGAGACCCUGUGCGUGAUAGCUAUAGAUCGAUAUCUGGCCAUCACUUCACCUUUCAGAUACCAGUCCAUGCUGACCAAGUGCAGGGCUCGCAUCGUGGUCGUCCUGGUGUGGGUGAUCGCUGCCUUGAUAUCUUUCCUGCCCAUUCACAUGAAGUGGUGGAUAUCAGAUGAUAAGGAAGCCAAGGAGUGCAUCGCGAACAGCAGCUGCUGUGAGUUCUACACCAACAUGGCGUAUGCUAUCACCUCCUCCAUUGUCUCCUUCUACAUCCCUUUGGUCAUCAUGGUUUUUGUCUAUAGCCGUGUUUUCCAAGAGGCCAAACGUCAGUUAAAGAAGAUUGACCAAAGUGUUGGACGCUUCCACAACAGCGACAACAGCAACCUCAAAUCUCUAGAGGCCAGCAACGGGCGCAGCCAAAAGAAGGCUAAGUUCUGCCUGCGGGAGCACAAAGCCCUAAAGACGCUGGGCAUCAUCAUGGGGAUCUUCACAUUGUGCUGGCUGCCCUUCUUCCUCCUCAACGUGCUGGUGGCCAUAUGGAAGGAGCUCCACCAUGACCUCACCUUCAGGAUACUCAACUGGAUAGGUUACGCAAACUCGGCUUUCAACCCGCUCAUUUACUGCCGAAGCCCCGAGUUCAGAUACGCAUUUAAGGAAAUCCUCUGCAUGAAGAGGCACCGCCUGGGUAACUCCGGUCCUGUGAACGGCUACAUUUACAGCAGGCACAGCUGGCAGAGCGAGCAGCAAGGCAGGAGUAAGGGCAACUCGGAGGACAGUGAUGCCAAUGAAGGGUGUCUGGGGAAGGGGGCUGAGGUCUGCAGUGUUGUGGACAGAUCAGUGGACCCCAAUGGGAAUUGCAGCAAAGGUUUAUCAACCGUAACGACUGUCCUUUAAAACUCUGAGACUUGGACGACCCAGACAUGUUUACACUGCUUUCAAAAACUUUUUUUUCCGAUUGACUAAUGGCUGUAAAGCCAGUUGAGCCACCGAUGGAAUCUCUAGAGACCGCUUUGGAGAAACUGAAACGCUCAAAUGAGGAAAAACAGACUAAAUACUGUAGGUAGAUCACUUCUCUUUUUGUUACACUUUAAUUCCCAUCUACCUCAUUCAAUGCUAUUUUUCAUUUUUGUUUCUUAACCAAGUUCACAUUAAUUGCUGGCCACAGGGUAUCUCUGCUACCUUUUAAAACUGGUCUGUGCAUUGUUUAAUUCCAUUUAAAUUCCCAGGCUUGAUCUCUUAUCUUUGCGUUCUUGGCAAAAUAUCUCACAACAAGCUUAAAGUUGUUUGAAAUUCAAAUGAAAAGCUGUCGGCGGCUGUGCAGCAAAUUCUAUUCAGGCAUGCCAAGCCAGUAUGGAAAGUGAGUUCAUAUUUCCAUCAGAAACAAGGACAUGCUUUUUUUGGCAUUUUUGCUCAAAGUAAUGCAUUCCAAAUUAACCAAACUUAUAAUUGGCUUAAUCUUGGUUCCAACUUUUUGACAGAUGCCUCGGUGUUAAAGAUGAUUUAAAAGCAGCUUUAGCAGAACCCGUCUCUCUUCUUUCUCUCUCUCUUCUCACUGCUCAGAAAUGCCAUGAGGCCCCGCUCCCCCCUCUGAGGUUUUACAGCCUGUUGCGGGGAGUUUCUGGUGCCAGCAGACAGCACCAGAGAUAUGAAAUUAUCUUCAUCUCCCUGGUGUGAGCUGAGAAACGCCUGAGGCCAUCCUCUGUAGGUUUUAAGAAAAAGCUGGCAAGUUUUCAUAUGUUGUAUCAGCCUGAAGGCAUUUGAUAUCUCUAUGUGUAAAGCAGAUGGUGUAACAGGGCUUAAGCAUGGGUAUUGACCCCCAAAGCUUAUGGGGUUUUUUACUUCUGCAAAUCAAUCAGUCAUAUAUUCCAAUCCAUAAGAUGAUUAUUCAACAUUGAAACCAGUUUACAAGAUAAUCUGACAAUGCAAGGCAUAAAGGGCCACAUUCACCAACAACUUCAUAAGAUUUUCCUUAAAUCUGCUCUUUAGAAAUCUUUGAGAAAUCCAUGCCACAUUUAUGACGUGUCCUUAACCUGAUGGAUUGUUCCUUCUUAUGUUCCUGGCUGGAUGGAUGCUAUGUCCUUGUAAGCUAGAAGCCUAUGCAUGUUUUCCCAAUUAGCACUGAGAGUGCAGGGCUGUUUGCAAACAUAGGAGGUACACAAGAGUAUAUAUAUAUAUAUAUAUAUAUAUAUAUAUAUAUAUAUAUAUAUACAUUUUCAAUCACUACUAUACCCAGACUUUCUUUAUUUAAUUGCAAUUGAUUGCAUCCAUUUUGUCCCAUUUUAAAAUUACAGUUUUUUGCAACCUACUGUCUUAUCUGUCUUAAAGUGAAAUGGGACAUUAAGGGGCAGUGGUGGACUUAUUUUACAUGUCUAUUGUUGCAGGGAGUCACUGAAGUGUGACAAAAGGCCUAAAAAGCACGCGAUUAAUGGCAUUAAUAAAACUACAUACACACACACAUAUAUAUAUAUGCACAUAUAUUAUGGUCAAGAUUAAUUGAGUUAAUUGAAAUCAAUGAAGGUCCGCCAUUUGUGCAGUAUUUUAAUCGUGAUUAAUUGCAUGAUUAACUGUCCCUUACACUUUGGUUGAGGCAUUUCAGCGUCACCCUGCAGCCACAGUGAUGUAAAAUAAAUCCACCACAGCUCCUUAAUCUCUCAUUUCACUCUAAAAUUCAAAAACAGCUCAGUGGAAGUCAAAGUCAUCUGACCCUUUUUUAUAUUCUUUUAUUUCAUUUUCAAAUCCUGACAAAUGCUUUUCCAAUCAAGUUCACAUUAAACUCUUCAGUCUACCAAUAAAAGCAGGUCUGAAUUAAAACAGGAUGUCAAAUACCCCUCAUUUAAGUCAUAAGAAAAACUAUUCAAUUCAUUACAGUCAAAAAUUUUAAUCUUUUGAAAGCCCUUAUACACAAAUAUAUUGGGUGCACUUGUGCAAACUUAACUAGCGGAUACCACAGAUUAUAUUGAGUCUUUAAAAAGAAUUAUAAGAUAUAUACCAAUGAAUGUGCAGAUUUAAGUUGAGCCAUUGAACAUUUUUUGGGGGCUCAACUUAAAUAGCUGCUGCAACUAUUUUUUCUCAAGCCCAGUUAAUUGUAUAUUUCUGUUGGAAAGUUUUCUGCAAACUUGACCUUUUAGCUUGUUAUGUUAUGUCAACUAAGUGACAACAUGAGGUGUUAAGUUGGGGCCGUUACUUAAAAAAAACUGUAAAAACUGUUUCAUGUUGGGCCCUCAUAUUAAUUUCUAUAGUGUAAUUUGGCAUAUUUGAGUGCUGCUAAGUGCAAAAUUAACCAUGCUGUCUUAUCUUAUCAGCAUUCAUAUGUGUAAGAGUGCUGAAGCGUGCAUAAAAACCCUAUAAGUGGGUUUAAAGAACAAAUUUGACUCUUAAAAAUGGUCGGUGAAUGUGGCCCAGUGUUUCCUGCCCCCUCCUUAUGCCAGAGGCAGCACUGAGCUGUUACACAAGCUCUGUUUAUUUAUCAUGUUUUGUGGUUGCUGUGCGUCAGAGUUUACUGAAACCAUGAGAAGCCGUUUCCUUAGUCAUGGCACAGGGGCACAAACCACCCACAACAAUAAACAGGGCAUCUCGAUAACCAAGUGAUAACAAAGUUCCAGUCGUGUCAGUGGUGACUUCUCAGGCCAAUAAACUGAGAUGAGAAAACCUGCACCUUGGCUGCUGCUAUCUGACAUUUCCCAAAGGCUUUUCACUGUAAACGGAUGUGUUUAUCUUUAUCAUAUCUGUCUGAGUCUCCUCACUGUAAACCAGCAUGUGUAUCUUUAUGAAAUCAGUCUGGCAUUAGGAUUAGGAAGGAGUCCGCUGAGAGGGGUCUCAGCAGUGACAGAUUUUUUUCUUCUGUCGUUUUCUGUCUCCUAUUUGGAUGCUGCUUGAUGUCUAGCCCUGGGAAACACACAUACCAACCAGAACCAAACCCAGUAAACACAAAUCAAGUCAUUAUCUUCACAGCCAAGCUGCAGAAUCAGAUAACUCGGAUGUAUUUGAAACAGAUUGGUACAUUCUUGAUAAUAAGGCUUUGAAUUUGCAGGUUGCGAUGAGAUCUAAUAUCUUGAAUGUCCAUUAGGAGAGUCAUUCUUUGACUUAUGCAAGCUUUAAUGGACAGUUAGCUUUCACAUGCAGGGCUUGAAUUGGAAAUAUCCAAUUUUAUAGCACUAAAUGCCUAACAUGAUCAUUACGCUCACUUGCUGCUGCUGCUGCAGAUGUAAACCUAUUUCCACACAUGGUUCCUCACGUGUUCUGAUCAAAGUGACAGCACGCUAAAUGUGGCGACUGAAGGCCGGGGAGGGGGGGCAGGGAUAUUGUGCCAGUCUAAAUCUGUGUUAGUGACCUGUGUUUUAGUGCUUCGCCUCUAGUGUUAAGUAAGCUGACUUGGUCAAAACUGUGAACUUUGAUCCCUCAGAAGAACUUUCAUGUACUGUACCUGAAUCCGUUGGUUUGUUGAGCGACCUUGUCAAAGGCCUCAGGAGCUGACGUAACCACUGUGUCAUCAUACGUCAAUGUUUGCUAUGUGAAAAAAAGCUUUCCACUCUGUUUUUCUUUUUCACUGCUUUACAGCAAAGUAAAUCAAGGGGUAGGAUGUCAUUACAAGUUUUUUAUUCACUGUACAGAAAAAAAAACACAAAACAGAUAAAGAAGGAAGGUUUUUAUGCAUGUCUCUUUCAUUUUUUUUACACAUAAUUAAUCCAAGCAGUGAUGGAUAAGCUCCUGAAAGGUUUUUAGGCAGCUUUAAAGCAGACUCAUAGGCCUCAGGCAAAGGUAGGACAUUAUUUUAGUAGACGUAUCUAAUUCGAACAAAGGCAAAGUUAGGAGUAAUAUAAAGCACAAUUAAAACCAUCAGCCUAGUGGUUGUUUUUUUGUUCGUUUGCUAUCAUAGGCUGCAAAAUGGUACUGAGUAAUCCUGAAAUAUCUCACAAGAACCGAAAGCUGCCUUUUCCCCCAUGUGACAGAGCUGCAUAACUAGAUAUUUCUUAAUUUUGUCUCUCAGCGCUCAUACUAAUAAGCAAGAGAGACAGAGUGAGAGCAAUUAUGCAAAGCAUUUGACUGAAAAGAAACAAAAUCCUCAUUUGAUCAUCCAUCCUUAUGAAUCUCAGUUUACCAGUGAGGACUGCAGACUGCAGCCGCUGUCAACAAAAAUACGCUGCUUCAUACAAACAGCCCCAACAUGUGAACAUCCAUGUCUGCUUAUCACUCGCCACCAACCGGAUGUGCCCUUACAGCUCUAUUGCAGACAGGUCGGAGGCCACAUCUGUGUGAAUAUUUUAACAUAAUGAAGUCUGCAUGAGCUGCUGCUCACCUUUGAAGUUACAAAACAACUUUAAAACUAAAUAAUAAAAUGUGAAUUUAUGCAGCUGAAUUUAACACAUCACUGAACGUUUGAAGGUUGUUAAAGAAUGACUUGUGUUAACUUUAAAUUUAAAAGAGCAAUUUCAGCUCUAUUUUUCUGAGUUAAUAGAACACAUUAUUAGUUUCAAGUAAACAGCUGUCCAUUAUUCUAAGUAUUUUUGGAGCUGUACUCGAAGUAUUUGACAAUCAUCCCUCAAUCUGCAGUUUUCCCAAAUGCCAUUUGGGCAUUAGACACUUUUGCACCAUGAGUGAAGUUACUGACUCAGUUAAAGCAACAACUAUACCCAAUAAGUGGUACACUAAACAUUAUAGAGGAGGACUUCCUGUCCAGUGUGCAUCUUUUAAUAAUCCUUGAGUGGCAUAAACGUUCAAAAUCAAACUAUGUGGCAAAAUUAGGUAAAGUUGCAUCUGAUGAAGUACAUUAAGCUUAAAUACUUAAAAAUGUUGUUUUGAUUCUGAUUUAAACAGAAUUUUAAAGUGUAUGAAAAUCUCCACAGUGUAGUUUGACUUUAAAGAGUCAAGUAAACCAAACAUUAAUGUACGCAUAAUGAAAACUCAAAAAAUGUAGAUCCAAGUGAAGAAGGUGCCAGAAGGCAAAACUUGCAUCGAGGUAGAUUUUUUUUAUUGUCUGUGCAAUGUCAGAUUUUAAAAAAGGCCUCAAUAUUACCUGAUGACCAACAUAUUCACAUGGCACCUUCCCACUCUUAAAAUUACAUUUUCUUUAUCAGUACCUCCAUCUCCAGGUUCUUUCCUUCCCAAUACUUUUAUUACUUUUAUUCAAAUGCUUGUUUUUCAUUCUGGACCAAUACUUAAUCAAAAAUCAACCAUUUACAUGGCCAUAUGUUUUUUUGUUUGUUUGUUUGUUUGUUUUUUGUUUGUUUGUUUUUGGUGUUGUCAGAUUAAAAACAGACAAACAAAAAUGUCCCAAAUCACCUCUGAUUAAUAGAAAAAAUCAUGCCACCAUCCACUUAGUGAAACUAGCCCAUACCAAGCUGUAACUACAACCUCUGGCUAUAUAUUUUUUUUUUUUUUUUUUUUUUUUUGCUGAUGUCCACUUCUUCAAGAACAAAAAAAGGAAUUGAAAAGAUGAUAUGAGCUAAUAUUAUGAGGCUGAAGUUACCAUAGCAUUUGCAGUAACAGCUGACAUGCAUAAAUGUUAUGUAACAAAGUGGGCUACAUGGUGAUUAUACAUGCUGUAACAAACUUAAAGAAUGAGGACAAUGGAACAACAGUAUUUGUUUAGUAGCAGGAAAAAGUCAUUUUAAUUUAUAUCAACUUAAAUUUACUCAUACAUUUAUGUUGGGUGAACUUGACUUUUUUAAGUUAAACUAAACUGUGGAAACCUUCCUACACUCACAAUUCCUUUAGAUUAAAAUCAAAACAAUGUUUAAGAAUUUGUUUGUAAAGCUACGUUUUUACACUGAAAUUUUCCUUAAUUUUUAUCACAUACUUAUACAUUUAUGCUGCUCAAUGUUGGCCAACCUGUGUGUCUACAGGUAUCAGUAAAGAGCGGGUCAGACUACACAUAUUCAGCCAGAUUUUAGCCCGAUUGCAACAUCACAGCUCAUGGUCAAAACUCGGGCCCGAUUUAGAGCGUCAGGAACGAAAAAUGAUCUUGUAGUGUGACAUAAUCAAUGAUGCGUCCAAGAUGCCCCAUGACCACAAUUUACCAAGAUUAGCAUGUCGGAAUUUUUCUUACAUCGUCGUCCAGUUUGACACACUGACCCAACGUCAACGACGCGAAUCCUAAUGUCUAACAAUAGGAGAGCAUUUGCUCCUCAUCUUUGCAUCAAUAUUUACUAGAUUAACUACUUUUUAUCCCCUUUUACUCCCUUAAACUCCCUAAAAAUGUGUACAUUUUAUUUUAUUUUGUUUACGUUAUCACUUGCAUACCUUAAGUCCUAUUUGAAGGACAGUCAGUCCAUACUGUUCUCCUCUUGACACAUCCAUAACUGUUAUCCAUAAGCCAAUCUAUCAUUGUUUCUUAUUUCCCUUUUUUAUGAGCAAAAGACCGCUACAGUCACAUAGAGCGCUUCUGUUGACAGACACUCUUUGACCUGGCCCCUGUCAACCUGCAAACUUGAAAGUGGGAGACAAUGGUUACGUCUUGUAGUGUGGCCUAGUUGUCAGCCAAGACGGGGCAAGAUUUUUGUUGUAUAGUCUGACAUGAUUCUGUUGUGAACGACCAAAAAUAUUGUGUAGUCUGAGCGGGACACUGAAGUAGGAAGCCCUCUUUCAUCAUGCUCAGUAUGCCAACUAUUGGACAUUUUGAUUGAAAUUACUUCCCAUAGGCGGGACUUCUGUAACUGAGUCAGUAACUUUGCUCAUGGUGCAAGAAGUGUCUUAUGCCCAAAGACAUUCUGUGUACAUUUGCACAAAAUAAUACUCAAAGUGAUUGACUUUAGUUUACUUGAAUCUUAAAAUGUGUGUUUUUCAUAAAGUUGGCAAAACAGACCCAAAGUGUUUGGUUUCUUAAUUCAACACAACUCAGGUAUUUCAGCAAUGUAGAGCUGCUCAAGUGGGACUUCUCUAACUGAGUCGGUAACUUCACUCAUGGUUCAAAAGUGUCUAAUGACCAAAGGCAUUCUGGGAAUUCACUGCAGAUUAAGGGAUGAUUGUCAAGUAAUUUGACAAAAUGUAAAUGUAACAAAAAUGAUAUGUUCUAUCAACUCAUUAAAACAGAGUUAACAUAACGGUUUCAAAUAUUUUAAUUAACACAACUUAUUUUUAACAACCUUCAACUGCUCUGCCUUAAAGUGUAGGAAAAAAUGUAAAAGUCCUUGUAAAUCUUAUUUGCAUUGAGCUGACAGAGUGGUCUGCCAUAUAGCUUAAUCCAUAGGAGACAUUUUGCUAUGCUUAUGUGAGUUUUAGGAAACGGGAUAAAAUACACUCCAUUCUCUGGCUUGUCAGGAUACCUUGUAUCAGUGUUUCCUUUACCCAUGCAAAUGGAUGGCCCAUUUCUCUGAGUUGUAUAAUUUUCAGUAAAACCACAGGAAAAUGAUUUUUUAUGCUUUUCUAUAGGGGUCUAUGAGACGGAUGUCUGAGUGCACUGUGGAGUCGAGAAAAAUGUGAUUGGCUUGCUGCAUUUGAGGGCGGUGCUUAGCAUCAGUUAGUCAGUUCAGAAUUAUAUCCAAAAUCCAGUUUGCUUGAUUCUUUUAAUUGCAAAAUUUUCACCUUUGCCAAGACAAUUGCCCUCUCUUCUUCCUCCAGCCCAUGACACACAGCCACAUCUGCUAAACAAAUUUGCAAAUUUGUUUAUUUAUUCAAAAUAAAGGCCUGAGGAUGAUCACAAUCAAAAUGAAUGCAGAAAACUCAAACGACCAGACAAAAGGUCAACAAGGGUACACGGGCUAAUGCUUGUAGAAUUUGACAGUAUGUGGUACACAAUGCUGGGUCAAAAGGUCAGGAUACAAAUAACAUGUCUAACUUAGACGCUUGCAUGUCUUUGAUUGUUUGUGGUAAUGUGCUUGUGGACUCUGGUGCCAUUUCCUUUCCACAGUGAUUUGUUCAGGUUCAAGUGGGGCAGGUUGUGAGCGGUACGUCCAUACUGCUCUCUCCUGGCGGUGGUUCCUUCUUGCACCUCAGCUGCCUCACAGUUCUGACCUACUUCAUGAUACACCUUUAAGGAAUGAUAUUCAUGUCUUCACCUUCUCAUGCUAUAGGAUGUAACCCAGUUUUGUGUGUCUUGAAUGUUAAGCUGACAGAAUGACAUUCCAUGCUUGGAGGAGGGUUUGGGACCAUAUAUCACACGUCUGCUGAUGCACUGAAUGAACAUUCAGUUCCCAGAAUGAAGUAAGCCUGAGGUUACUGAUCUUCUCCGGUGACAUACUUAAACCAGCUCUGCUAACAGGACAGGGUGUUUGACAGGUGGAGUCUGGGUUAAGACAUCUUCAAUGAUCUUGUAAAAUAGUUGACAUAUACAGCCAUGAUCACUUUAUUAGGUACACCUAUCUCCUUGGUUUGAACUUCAGCACAUCUUUUUGACCAUGUCUACAAACCUAAACGCACCAGUUUGCUGCCUUGUGAUUGGCUUAUUCGAUAUUUGCAUUGAUGUGUUGGUAAAUCAAAUAGCGUGAUUGGUGGGUGUAUUCUCAUCAGGAUUCAGGUGGGCUAAACCUAAUGCUAAUGCUGUCAUUUGUGGACAAUUGCUCCUUUCCAAGCCACUCACAUCCUCACAAGAAAAGCUCCACUUUGAAACUUAAAGCAGCACUUUAAAGCACUUUCAUGGUAAAGGUUUGAAGAACUGAAUCCAUCUUUGAGUUCAUGGACUAUAAAUAAUUCAGAGCUUGAGAGUUUUUACCCUUGUUUGUACCUUAACAUUUUUUUUGCAGAAGUUCUACUUCCUGUUUGGAACAAAAAAGAAAAAAAAGAGACACAAGAAACUUGGCACAGAUGUUGAACUGAUGCAUGUCAAUGUGAAUUUUAUAUCAAAGUUGAAUAUUGAUUUAAAAGUCAUAUGAGAAUAAAUCUAUUACAUGUGAAGCUUUCUUCAUGGCCGGAGUGAAAAACCUCAGCUGAAUGUUUACUUAAUGUUUGCCAGCUUUUUUCGCACAACUUUUUGUCACUGUUAAAAUAUUGCCUGUUAAAUGUGGUGUCUUAUUGUAUUUAUGAA